AUGAAGCUGUCACCUGUCAAUUUGGAUAAGCUUAUUAACGACUUCGGCAAAAUAGAACAAAAACUGACAGAACUUAAGGGCAAAAGCAACAUCGUUGAAAUUAAAUUGGAAGAAACGAACAGGCUACUGAGGUUCAGUCAGAGCAAGGAAAAAUGUUUAAUUGAAGAGAGAGACAGACUAUUAGAUACUGUCAGCGGACUCCAGCAGACUUUACAACAGCAAUGUGAUCUCAGAGCUGAAAAUGAUAAGCUGAAAAUUGCACUUCUUGACAUGAAGAAACAGACUGAAGGUCAAAGAGAGGAGAGCACUGCAGAGAUGACGAGACUGAAGGAAGAGCUGAAGACUUUAAGAGAGCACCACAAGAGGGAGCUAUACGACCGUGACGUGGAGACACAAAGGAAACUGGCAGCUAAAGAUUUAGAACUAAAGAAGGCUCUUGACAUGAAGGCGAGCGUUUUGGAGGAGAUGAGAAAGAAAAUUAGUGAAACGGAAAGAGAAAAACACAGCGAAAUACUAAAACUUCAAAUGGAGUUUGGUGCUAAACUAGCAAGAGCACAGAGCAUGAAAGGACCAACCCAGCAGUCACAGGGUUCCUGCCCCCUUCCUCAAAACGUAUUUAAAAGAAAGUUGCAGUUCAUUCAGGAGGAGAAAAACAAAGAGAUUGAGGCAUUACGCCAAAGGGUGAAAGAGCUUGAGCAGCAGGCUCUUAAUGGUCUCGCAAGCUCCCAUUCGAAAAGGAGAAAGAUUUAA
Messenger RNA from Chanos chanos (milkfish), 750 nucleotides. RefSeq names its product coiled-coil domain containing 152 (gene ccdc152). The coding region runs from base 1 to 750 and encodes 249 amino acids. The record is from RefSeq and is a predicted model, not a curated record. The transcript is spliced from 8 exons. Lineage: Eukaryota; Metazoa; Chordata; Actinopteri; Gonorynchiformes; Chanidae.